AUGAUUUUUAACUCUAUAUCUGGUUAUCUAGACAAGCGCUACCAGUGGCAUCUUAAAACCUUGCUCCGGGAUAAUGACAACCCCUCUCAUUGGAGCGAAAAUCUGCCCUUGGUCAUGCUCUCUAUCCGUACCGCACUCAAGCUCGUCUUGGAGGGCUCUGCACUACCCUACGGAUUCCUGGCGAUUUUUCGGGCAAUCCCAAAGGCCAGCCAACUGGAUGAUACGGAUUAUAUGCAAGGACCGCGCCAAGAAAGGGCUAAUUUCCAUGCAACCCUUCCACGUACUUCAACAAGUAAAUCAGACAUUGAUCUUAACUUGAUAACGUCUUCUUAUGUAUUUGUUCGCGUAUAG
Messenger RNA from Dibothriocephalus latus, 351 nucleotides. NCBI's taxonomy places the organism in Eukaryota, Metazoa, Platyhelminthes, Cestoda, Diphyllobothriidea, Diphyllobothriidae. The record is from the annotation of a GenBank genome assembly.